CUGUUAUUGCCAGUUUCGCCCGAGCCGCCAGCGCUUCGUUACGUUGCCACGAAGGUAUCUACGUCGCGUACGAUCCGCCAAUGCGGGGAAUUCGAUUAGGGAGCCACGAAUCGUUAUCAGAAUGCCGAAAGCGUGCCGAACGCGUUUACGUAAUAGUUUUGUAGUACUCUAACUCCUACCGCCGUCGGAUCUAUUAUCAUUUUUUUGCUGUGAGUGCGUGAGAAGAGAGAAAUCGAAUCGAAAACCAGCAGCGAGCGGCGAGGAGCGUGGAAAACACGCGGACUACCUGUUGAUCCCAAGAUCUCUACGUGGAUUCGGUGUUUUCCUUUUUGUUUUUGCUGGUUGCCAAAGGUCGCGGGUGCAGAACCCUCGCCUCGCCGUGCCCGGUGCACGUGCAGUUGAACGCAGAAUCUUUCGAAUACCUGAAGUAUUUGAGCAAAGCGAAACGCACAUCAUGGCAGAGUCCCCGUUCCGCUCCACACCGCCCGCCUUCCCCCUGCGAAGGCUGAUGGUUCUGGUGCUACUACACCUGGCGACCCCCAUCGCCUGCUUCAACCUGGAACAGCGACUGCCCAUCGUGAAGUUCGGCCAUCCCAGGUCCAAUUUCGGCUACUCGGUGGCCACCCACACAAUUGGCGAGGUCAAUGGGCCCAACAAAACAAAUUGUGUUCUUGUGGGAGCCCCACUGGAUCAAAAUCGACAGCCGAACACCUCACAUUCCGGAGCCCUCUGGCGGUGUCCCAUGACGCAAAGUUUCAGUGACUGCGAACAAGUGAUCACCGAUGGCAGGCGAUCGAACGGAACAUAUGAGAUUCAAUUGAAUAAGACUUUCGAUAGCGAGAUCAUCUCACCGCCCGGUAACGACGAGAUCAAGGAGGACCAAUGGAUGGGCGUUACGGUGCGAUCGAGUCCCCUGCAGGCCAACGGAUCCGGAGGAAAGGUGGUCGUAUGCGCCCAUCGCUAUAUGUACAUCGUUCGGGAGAACCGCUAUGGCCAGGGUCUCUGCUAUUUGCUGACAAACGAUCUGCAGUUCGAAGAGGUGCACGAGCCCUGCAAGGGACGACCUGUGCAAAGGCAACACGAGGACUACGGACUGUGCCAGGCGGGCACGUCGGCCGCUCUGCUGGACGAUGACACCAUGGUGUUGGGCUCCCCCGGUCCCUAUACGUGGCGCGGCUCCAUCUGGGUGACCCAGGUGGGUGGGGAGUACCUGCAGCGCGACAAGACGACCUACUACAACGAUCACUCGGACACCACGUCGAAGGUGGAGAAGUACAGCUACCUGGGCAUGUCGGUCACCGGCGGCCGCUUCUUUGGCCAAAUGUCGUAUGCGGCUGGAGCGCCGCGUUCCCAGGGCCACGGCCAGGUGCUGAUCUUCGACAAGUCCACCAAUAACCCAAUACCAGUUCACCUGACCCUGGAUGGUGAGCAGUUCGGUUCGAGCUUCGGCUAUGAACUGGCCACCGCCGACGUGAAUGGUGACCAUCGACCCGACUUGAUAGUGGCAGCUCCUCUGUACUUCACCAAAUCGGAGGGUGGAGCCGUGUACGUGUACCAGAACGACCGGGAUACGCUGCCCCUGAAGUACACCCUCAAGCUGACGGGAGCUCUGGAGAGUCGUUUUGGGCUGGCCCUGGCCAACAUCGGGGACCUGAACAAGGACAACUGCGAGGAUCUGGCUGUGGGAGCUCCUUACGAGGGCAACGGUGUGGUCUACAUAUACUUGGGCUCCAGCCAGGGGCUGAAUGCCAAGCCAGCCCAGAAGAUCGCGGCCUCGGAACUGGGUGGCGUCAUGCCCACUGGCCAGCCGAUCCGCACCUUUGGCAUCUCGAUAUCCGGCAACACGGACCUGGACGACAACUCCUAUCCGGACGUGGUGAUCGGGGCGUUCAACUCCUCGGCAGCGGUGAUCCUGCUGGCCAGGCCCAUCAUCAGCAUCCAGACGAAUGUGGUCCGCGACCAGCUGCGCAACAUGGACCCCAAUAAGCCGGGCUGCCUCGCCGACCCCCUCAGCAAUCUCACCUGCUUCACCUUCGAGGCCUGCUGCAGCAUCGACCCGUACGACGAGAAGAGCAAGGAGCUCCGGCUGUCCUACAGUGUCGAGACGGAGACCUUCGAUCACCUGAAGAAGUUCUCGCGGGUCUUCUUCGACCGGGACAACAAGCGGAGCAACGUGCUCAGCCGGAAUGUGACGGUGCAGACGGACGGCAGGAUGCACUGCCAGUCGAUCACGGGAUACAUCAAGGCGAAUACCCGGGAUAUCCAGACUCCGGUCCGCUUCCGACUGAAGUACUCGCUGGUGGAACCGCCACUGGCCGCCUCCGCCUUGGUACGCCUCAACCCGAUACUGGACCAGACCCAGGCGCACAUCGACUUCGACGGCACCUUCCAGAAGGACUGCGGCGAUGACGAUCUCUGCGAGAGCAACCUGGUCAUACGGGCGGAGCCGAACAUCACACAGUCUUCGGGCAACGACUACACCUUGAUCCUGGAUGAAACAGAACUGGAGGUCCGCAUCAAUGUGAGCAACCUGGCGGACUCCGCCUACGAGGCUCAGCUGUUCAUCGUCCACCAGGCGGGAGUGUCGUAUGUGGCCACCAAGAAGCCGACGAAUGCCACCUGCAACAGCUACAACACCACGCUGGUCGCCUGCAGUCUGGGCAACCCCAUGCUGCGUGGCACCACCACCUUCGUGACCAUUCGCUUCCAGCCGAAGGGACUGGAGCCCAGCGAGAAGUCCAUGCUGUUCCACAUCUUUGCGAACACCACCUCCAAGCUGGUGGGACGCGAGCGCCCCGAACGGGACCUCCUGGUGCACGUGGUGCGCCGGGCGAAGCUGAACUUCCGCGGUUGGGCCAUUCCGGAACAGAGUUUCUACAGUGGAUCGAUUGCGGAGGCUAGUCCGUCAUCAGGUAGCGCCGCCUCCGAGGUCGAGGGUCACGGUCCCAUGGGCAUGGACGAUGUGGGCUCCCAGGUGCAUCACAUGUUCACCAUCUUCAACGAGGGACCCUCGACGGCGCCCAAGGUCCAAAUGGUGAUCCACUGGCCGUACUCCCUGUACAGUGACCCCCAGAGCGGGCGACAGCUUCAGUACCUGCUGUAUCUGGAGCAGAUACCCACCGUGGAGGUCAGCCAGGGCGAGUGCCACGUGGCCAAGGAGUAUGUGAAUCCCCUGAACUUGACCAGUGGCUCGAGGGAGAAUCCGGCCUACCUGAGCGCCCCGGCCCAGAUGAGGAUGUUCCCCUCGCAGUCCCGUCAUCCGUUCAACAAGAGCAUCAUCCACUCGCAGCGGUCCUACUUUUCCAGCAGCCAUCGGGAGGAGCAUGCGGAGGACUCGCAGGCACCCCGAAACCGAGUGCGUCGCAAUUUCCUGGAACGAGUCACCCGCCUGGAGAGGCUGAUGUACGAUCCCGAGAGCGCCAGUGCGGCGGCAUCCAGUGGCAAGAAGCAGGACAUCGUGGAGCUGGACUGCAACAAGGGCACGACAAACUGCGUACGCAUCGAGUGCGACAUCCUGAACAUGCCCGCCCUGUCCGAGGCCCAGGUGGUGGUGAAGGCCCGCCUCUGGAACUCCACGCUGGUCAGCGAGUAUCCCCGGGUGGAGCGGGUCAGGAUAUUCUCCACGGCCACGGCCCAAAUACCCGAGGACUAUGGCGUCGAGGUCAUGGAGCACAACAACAUAGAGGUGGAGACGCGUGCCUAUCCGGAGUUGAGGAACCAGCAGCUCGACACCUCGAUACCCUGGCUGAUCAUCAUCCUAGGCAUCGUGGGCGGACUGCUGCUCCUGGCGCUGUUCACCUAUCUGCUGUGGAAGUGCGGCUUCUUCAAGCGCAUCCGACCCACCGAUCCGACGCUCAGCGGCAAUCUGGAGAAGAUGAACGAGGAGAAGCCCUUCCUGGCGCCAGCGAAGAACUCGCAUCACGUUUUCUAACAAGAGGGCACCGUCGGCUGGGACCUGGUGCGCCGCCGGCGGCGUCGACGCCGUCUAAAGCUGCCACUUCCGGUUCCGCAGAGGCCACGACAUGGCUGGCGAAAAACUGCGGAAAAGUCCGGGAAUAGUAAUAACAACAUGAACAACAAUGACAGCGAUGUGGACGUGCUCUCGCUGACGCCGCCGCCGCCACCGCUCAGCAUCCUCAGCUGGGGAAACGAUGGCUACUACCAGGCCAGCGCCGCCUGGUGGGGUCACCACAUGUGAUCGGGUGGAUCACCAGUGGGUCAUGUGGGUUGUGGUUCAAUGUGCCAUUUCGUUUACUUAAUGCAGCAGGCUUAGUUCAGUUCAGUGGAUGCGACCAGGCGGACUUGGUAGCCGGGCCUCCGUCACUGACAUCAGCUAAAUCUGUGGAUAGCCAAGAGUUUAAGUAAUAAAUAAUCAAUAAAAAGUACUAGAGACGUCUCAUGUGCUUCGAGGCUAGAAAAAGAAUCGAAAUUCAAGAUUUUGUAAUAUUCCAAACUUUGAAAAGUCCACCUCGUUUCAAAAUCCAUUAUUGCAUAAGCAGUUUUUAUGAUAGACGGCAGUCUUUCUAUGGUGCUCCUUAAACCUCGACAUACUUAAAAAAUAAGGGAAUGAAACCGAAUUUUAGUUGUAAGGUUUCAAAACCCCUAAAAAAAAUUUACAAUCGCAAUAGCUUGACUUCUUAUAUAUUUGGCUGAUGUCAGUACUGAGCUUUAGUCUAACGAUUAGCUAAGCACCCAAAUGUAAAAAUGUUCAUUGUCAUAUAUAGAUCAUAUAUAGAUCUAAGCCUAGGCUAAGAGAGCGAAGCGAAAAUUCCGAAUAUAGCUUACAGAAGGAAAACACUGCCAAUAACAACAAAUCAAAAGUGCCUCGAAAUCGAACCAUAAUUCCAGUACUGGACACGUCUUAAAGAAAAACGAAAGUAUUAGCACAAACUUAAUGCAUAGCUAUAAACGAUCCACGAGUAACAGAAUGUAGCACACACGGGCAAGAUAAUAUUUUUUUUUUUGAUAAUUUUCCGCUUUUUUUGGUUAACUAAGUUAGGAUGAGAGUUUUUUUAUUUGUGGAAAACACCAGAGAUGUUCGUUUGCGUUUGUAUGUAUGUGUGGGGUCCAUAUUAAGUUAAAUUAGUUGUAAAUAAAAAUGUAGUACUAGCUGUAAAUAGUAAUUACUCUAUGUUUCUUUAACUAUUUAAUAUACGAUUCUUUUUUUUAAGAACA
This is a messenger RNA of Drosophila biarmipes, 5175 nucleotides long. RefSeq names its product integrin alpha-PS1 (gene mew). Gene Ontology annotation, biological process: cell-matrix adhesion; integrin-mediated signaling pathway; cell adhesion mediated by integrin. The record is from RefSeq and is a predicted model, not a curated record. The transcript has 9 exons. Bases 455 to 3931 code for a protein of 1158 amino acids. Lineage: Eukaryota; Metazoa; Arthropoda; Insecta; Diptera; Drosophilidae. Gene Ontology annotation, molecular function: integrin binding. Gene Ontology annotation, cellular component: external side of plasma membrane; integrin complex.